AGGGACUGUGUCUGAGACAAAGAGUCAGCACCGGAGAGGGAAUGGCCCGGCUGUUCCUGCCCCCUCUCUCGCCCCGCACUGUCCCCAAGCUCCAUCAACCCCGACGCGUCGGGUCCUUGGGACGGAAUCACGUGGGGUCUUCGCGCCCUGAGAGAGCUGCCCCGACCCCUUCGCGUCCAGGCAGGUGCGCGCAGGGAGCUCUGCAAAUCCUUCUGGUCGCGUCACACUCAGUCCCUUAAACCGAGCUCCAACAGAGCAGAUCUCAGGAAAGGCUGGCGAGGACUGCGGGUGCUGGAUCCGGAAGAGAGGAAGCGCCACCCGCUGCGGGUUGGGGACAAAGGGUUUUCAAAGGUGUCCGCUCGCCCCGCUCCCGCGGCGCUUCGGUCCCCUUUCCGCCAACCCCGGUCGUCUGUGUGUGGUCCCCGAAGCCAACACACCGCUCCAUCGCUGCCGGCAUCUGCCGGCGUUUCCUGCGGCUCCCAGGGCUGAGCUGGGACCCGCCACUCCCGCGGCCACCCUCGCGCUGCGCCCUACCCACAAUGCAACGCCCCUCUCUCCUUUGGCCACGGCUGGGCUCCGGCUGUGCCCAAAUGCGGCCCCUCCUCAAGCGCUCAGCCCUCCUUUCCGCCGCCGGUGCCACUUUGGUCGCCCCACUGCCUUCCCUAAGGGUUCCCGCUCUCCAGCUGCCACCGCAGCUGAGUCCUAAGCACGCCACCCGGCCCCAGGGAGACGCUGGGCAGGUGCCCGGCGGCGCGCAGCCUCCACUCCUGCCCGGUGCCACCUCCACUGAGCCCGUCACGCGCGCGCCCCGCAACUCCUCCCCGCUAGUCAAUCCGCCAGCUGCGGUCGCUGCAUCGUCGGGGAGCUGCUAGAGGGAGGCAGCAAGGCGCGGCCGCCAGCAGUGACACCAUGUGACGGGGCACGGCUCAGUGACACGCAGCUUUGGUUAAAGAGCGGGCGCACAGGCGGGGAGGAGAAGUCGCGGGACCGGGAGGAAUGGCCUGACUUUUCCGCUUUACACCAUCACGAGGCAUGGAUGCGGGAGCGCCACGAGGCCCCCGGUAGGAGGAUGCCGAGGCUUCGCGACCCUCAGCGCCCGCGCAUGUCGACGUGAGUGAGAGGCUGGUGAGCAGGGUGUGGGUGGGGGUGGGGGGAGACUCUGCUGCAGUCGGCUCCGAGAGGAGGAGGAGGAGGAGAGCCAGGCGAGCGCGGGUUGGGGCAGCCACACCGCUCCGCCUGAAGGUCGCCGGGAACCUCCGCCCUUCACCUUCCUCGGAAAUCCGCCACGCCGCGCCAAGUCUCCCCGCCCAGCCCCCGCUGACCGGGCCACUUCUCCCCGGCAGCCGCAGCCAGACCGUGACACAAAGGACAUCACACGGCCGGGGGUUAAAACCCCAGGAGGGCGGACACCUGCACACCGCCUUGGCCACCUUUCCUUUUAUUUUCCGAGAUAUUUAUUGAACAUCUACUAUGUGUCUGGAGCUAUAUCUAUGUGUGUAGAAGCCCCCUGGAAGACCAUACGACAAUAUAUAUACACUGAUCAUCUCUGCUUGCUGAGAUAACAGGUGUGUCGAGCUUAUAUUUUUGCUGCUAUCUACUGAAUAUAUUCAGAACAGGAGAAAUUUGGACUAAUCUUUUGGACUACAGAUACUGUCUAAUCAUGAUGCAUUUCAAAAGUGGACUUGAGCUGACUGAGUUGCAGAACAUGACAGUGCCUGAGGACGAUAACAUUAGCAACGACUCCAACGAUUUCACCGAAGUAGAAAAUGGUCAGAUAAAUAGCAAGUUUAUUUCUGAUCGUGAAAGUAGAAGAAGUCUCACAAACAGCCAUUUGGAAAAAAAGAAAUGUGAUGAAUAUAUUCCAGGAACAACCUCCUUGGGCAUGUCUGUUUUUAACCUAAGCAAUGCCAUUAUGGGCAGUGGGAUUUUGGGCCUCGCCUUUGCCCUGGCAAACACUGGAAUCCUACUUUUUCUGAUACUUUUGACUUCUGUGACAUUGCUGUCUAUAUAUUCAAUAAACCUUCUAUUGAUCUGCUCAAAAGAAACAGGCUGCAUGGUUUAUGAAAAGCUGGGAGAACAAGUCUUUGGCACCACGGGGAAGCUCGUAAUCUUCGGGGCUACCUCUCUACAGAACACUGGAGCAAUGCUGAGCUACCUCUUCAUAGUAAAAAAUGAACUACCCUCUGCCAUAAAGUUUCUAAUGGGAAAGGAAGAGGCGUUUUCAGCCUGGUACGUGGAUGGCCGAGUUCUGGUGGUGAUAGUUACUUUUGGCAUAAUUCUCCCUCUGUGUCUCUUGAAGAACCUCGGGUAUCUUGGCUAUACUAGUGGAUUUUCCUUGAGCUGUAUGGUGUUUUUCCUAAUAGUGGUUAUCUACAAGAAAUUUCAAAUUCCCUGCAUUGUUUCAGAGCUAAACUCAACAGCAAGUGAUAAUUCAACAGAUACUGACAUGUGUACGCCAAAAUAUGUUACCUUCAAUUCAAAGACCGUGUAUGCUUUACCAACCAUCGCAUUUGCAUUUGUCUGCCACCCAUCAGUCCUGCCAAUUUACAGUGAGCUGAAAGACCGUUCGCAGAAAAGAAUGCAGAUGGUCUCCAACAUCUCCUUUUUCGCCAUGUUCGUCAUGUAUUUCUUGACGGCCAUUUUUGGCUACUUGACAUUCUAUGAAAACGUGCAGUCGGACCUCCUGCACAAGUACCAGAGUAAAGACGACAUUCUCAUCCUGACCGUGCGGCUGGCUGUCAUUGUCGCCGUGAUCCUCACUGUGCCGGUGUUGUUUUUCACGGUUCGUUCAUCUUUAUUUGAACUGGCUAAAAAAACCAAGUUUAAUUUAUGUCGUCAUACUGUGGUUACCUUCAUACUCUUGGUUAUCAUCAACUUGUUGGUGAUCUUCAUUCCCUCCAUGAAGGACAUCUUCGGGGUCGUGGGCGUUACAUCUGCUAAUAUGCUCAUUUUCAUUCUUCCUUCGUCUCUUUAUUUAAAAAUCACAAACCAAGAUGGAGAUAAAGGAACUCAAAGAAUUUGGGCUGCCCUUUUCUUGUGUCUGGGGGUGCUGUUCUCCUUGGUCAGCAUUCCUUUGGUCAUCUAUGACUGGGCCUGCUCAUCGAACAGUGACGAAGGCCACUGAGACCAGCUGAGGAAAGACAACAUUCCUGUCAUCAUCUACUCAGUCAAGUCUCCAUACGUCAGCCACUUCUCAUCACUUCUUUUGCAAGUUUACAGAAGCAAACAGAAAUUUUCAGGAUACUUAAGAUGGAAUAACACUUUGAUCACAAAAUAAGAAACCUAUUUCUAUAAUGGGUCACAUCCCUCCAAGAUUUGGGAUCAAUUUAGGGAUUAGAGAUUUUUUUUUUUUUUUCAAAUUUCAUGAAAUUGUAUUUUACAGUACUUUCCGCAAUCAAUUACUUUUUUUCACUCUCAUCACUCUCUGUUUUGUGGCUUCACAGCCUUUUAGAACUUUGAAAAACAUGAUCAUCAAUCGUGUUUAUGUAUUAUACAUCCAGAUUCUGAAAUAAUUUUCCUACUGAUGUUCAGCUCACACUAUCUAUACCUUUUUAGAAGAGAAAAUAAUCUUGAAUUGUAUAUAUUUAUUUUGCUUUACAGAAAAAAAAUGGUUUCGUAAAUAAUUUGCCUAUUUUGGUUAACAUAGCACACAGGGAUAAUGUUCUGAGAGUCGUAGGACACGUGUGAUUGCAGGAUUAGAGCAUGCCCAAUAUUUGAGGUGGCUCUGAUUGCCUGGCAGCUGGUGGCCUGGCUGGGACUAUAUCCCACCCCAUACAAAGUACUUCUCUAGCCAGUGUUCUCAGCUGGGAAGGGGGUGGGAAGGAUUCCUGCCAUGGUACUUAAAUUAAGUCACACAUUUGGGCAACCGAAGUUUUGCUUCCCUCUUGGUGAUUUGUUAAAGUUACUCCAGUCUGAGUCAACUUUUGCUGGCGGAGACCCGUGGCAUCUGCUGUGAAAGGAUUGUCCAAAAUGCCUGAGAAAAUAUUCCUCUGAUGCAGAUAGCCUUCAACCCCCCAACCUGUAUUGUUGAAGGGAGAAAAAAGUGUUUUAGUAAAUUAUAAGCCCAGCAGCCCUUAGUCAUGCCCACUAGCUGUUUGCACAGAGAAUAAUGUGUACCUAAUUAAGGCUGAUCUGAGAUAAGUAAUUCCUGUUUUAUAUUGGGCACUUUAGGGACGUCUCUAAAAGACUUGUUUUAUAUCUAUAAAUCUAGGUUAUUGCAAAUACAAGUUUUUGUACCUUAAAUAAGCCUCAUUUCUAUUUCUUCUUCAUUAACUCUUCAUCCAGAGUCUUAGGGGAAAACCCCCAGAGAUAGUCUUUGUGAAGAGCCUGUGACAGAAUUAGCAUGUACCUUCCUUUCCCCACAUGGGGAAGAUAGGAAGGCCCCAGUGUCUGCGCUGUCUCCUCUUCUGGUCUCCAACCAAGGGGCAGGCCAUACCUGCCCAUCCCAGCUGGCCCAUGCAGGAGGACAGAGUUGCCUUGUACUCUCUUCUCUCCUAAAGGAAGCGGAAGGAAACUACAGAGACUGAAAGAGAAGAGAGCUGGGAACAAGGUCACUGGGAAAGGAAUGGGGGACAUUCCCCAAAACUGAGCCCUCGCUCGUGAUUGGAUGUUCUGCAGCUUGCACACGGCAAGAAACAUGCAUGUUCCGUGAGCCGGUUUCUCGAAGCAAGACUUGUGUUUUACCUACAUUCUCAAUGAAUUUUCACCGAGCACAGAUGUCUUAUCUGGAGAUAAGUAGCAUCUAACCAAAGACUGUUGGCAGAGUUUCCAGGCACUUAGCUCUUUUUCUUCCCGACUCAAAUCCCAAAGGGACUUCAUUCUCACCAAGAAUAACACGGAAAUGACCCCUUCCUUUAAAGACUCAUGUCCCGCAGAUAUGACAGGCAUUGAAAGCACCUGUUGUGAUCCUCUUGGGGGAGAAUGAAAGGUUAUUUCCUGCAUUGCAUCAUCAUAGAGCUUUUAAUAUGUGCAUAUGAAGUUACAGAAUUGCAUCCACAUUAGGCCAGAGUUCAGAUAUUUCGAUAUGAAUACCUACCUAGUAAAUUCCACAGCCAUCUCUGUCCUUUUCAGAAGUGUUUCCCAUAUUACGUGAGCAACGAUAGAAACCAAGCAGAACGAGACUCAGUGAAGCUUUAGAAGCUUGUCUAGACCACCAAGUAAUGAAAUAGCCAGUAGUGGGGUGACCCUAGGUUUAAAAACACAUCAUGUAGUUGAAAGCUAUAUCAUGCUACUUUCUAUUUUCUUCAUUACUUUGUGACAAAUCAUUUUCCACUCAUGAAGUCAACUUAGAAAAUUAUUAACUCUGGAAUGUGCAGUGAUAUUUUGGGGGUCUCUGGGUUUUAUGUAUCAGUACAAGGGAUUUUUUAUUAUUUAAAAUAUAUUUAUUUAGAGGAAGCACAUGGUUAUAGAUGUCUGUAAGAUCACAUAUUUUUUAAAACCUUCUUUGUAUGUUUAUCUUUGUUGCUGACUGAAUAUCAUAGACCCUCCUGUAAUUUGUCAAAUAUCACUGAUUAUAUCAUUUCUGUGGGAUUAGUUGUAAAGUGUACUGCUCUUAUUCUUGUUCAGAAUAGUGAACUGGUAGCCAAAAAUACAUGUAUUACAGAUGUUAGGUAGAAUUUAAACAGCACAGUCAAGUGCUAUAGAAAUUUUUCUGCUAAAUUAAUAGACUAAUUUACUAUACCUUAGCCGUGGGGAGUAGCACGUUUUCCUUUGGUAGAUAGGAUCGCUGCGCUAGUGAACAGUGCCAGUUUCAUACUUUGGAUUCUCUAGUUAUUGUAACACGGAAUACUGUCAAUCCUGUCCCUCUUUUACUGUCUAUUACUUCCCAGAAGUGGGGGGUAGUGAAAAAUGCACGGGAAAGGAAUCUACUCUUGUUUAGGCGCCAACCGUCUCCAAUUUUUAUAAGGAGGUCAUGUUCUAAAAUGUUAUAAGCAGGUUAUUUGCAACCUGGAUUGUGUUUUCCUUUAGAGGCCAGGUUAUAUGUGGUAGUUAGGGUCCCCAGACCAUCUAGUUUAGCUGAAAUAGAAUAAUGUAAUAAGAUUGCUGAAGAACCUAACGACCCAAAAUGCUAUUGUUUCUAGGGGGUAUUUGUUAGUAGAAUCUGGACUGUCCAUCUCAGCCGCAUACCACCUGCUGGACAGUGGGGGUAGUAGAGUUGCCACCAGAUUAGAGGUGACCAGAGUGGCCUGAAGCAGGGUCUCCAGCAAAGGCAGGGAUGAGUAAGUUCAGGGUCAGGUGCUGGGAGAGGGAGGAGGAUGAGGAGGCCUCUGUGGAUUGCCAGAGACAGUCUUAGGCUGGUACCUUUCAGGUCUCAGGCUCGGCCUGCCUGCUCUAUUCAUACGACCUUUUGUUCCUCCAGCUCAUCUCCUUCCCUGCCGCUGCAGAAAAGCCUGUUGCUGCAUAGCUUCUCCCACAUGCCAAUCGAAGCCAGCACACAGCACUGUUAAGGGUUUCAGUGCUGGUAACCACAGUUUAACUGCCCAGUAAUCAGAUGGGGAGCAGGAAGAGUCUCUACCCACCUUCCUUUUUUACAUUUACAGACCUUGUUGAGAAAAAAGAAAGGCUCAGAUGGGCGCUGGUGGUGGCCUUGGGGUGGACAUAGACCUGUGGUAAGAGCCCUUGGUGUUUCAGAGGGCACCUCCCACCCUAGGACCCACUUCUCUAUGGAGUGGGGCUAGAGCCUCUAAGACAGCUGGUUGUCACAGUGCAGUCCCCAGACCCACAGCAUUCUGGGUAAGAAUGCAAAUUCUCAGGUCCCACACCAGACACAGUGAAAUCAGAAGCUGUGAGGGUGGGGGCCCAGUGACUGCAUUUUAAUGAGACCUCCAAGUGGCUCUGACUCACUUGGAGUUUGGGACCCACUCCAAGCCUAGCGGUCUCUCCCUUUCUCUCCCCAUUAGUCCUACCUCAGAAGGUGGUCCCCUGGAUUCAUGAGGUGAGCAGUAGGAGCCAGGACUGAGGGAGGAAAGAAAAGGGCCUUGGCAGCGGGGGCCUCUGCAACGGCAGAAAGUGAGGGGGCUCUGGUGCUGUCACCUGGUUGCCCCCUCCCACUGGAAAUGCCAGUGCAGGUGCACAGUCAAAAAUGCAGUCUGCCCACACUCGGGUGUUACUUUGGGCUGAGGUAAAAUAAUACUGUAGUUUUUAAAGCUACAGAGAAAUAAAAUGGAGGCUUUUUUUGACUGGGAGAGGUUAAAAGAAAAUACCCUUUGUAAGUGCAACCUUUGCAGAAAUGCUGAACUCAUGUCAGGAGUGAAUUCCCAGAAUGUCUGAGUUCCUCAUGUGACAAUAAUCCUGUCCUUUUAAUGUGAUUUCUCUGCUGAAUGGUCUACCCUGCUUGAGGAGCAGCAAACUGCUCUGAAAGGAAUGAAGAGCUCAGUUCCCUGUCUGGGGUGGGCACGAGGCUGGAUGGACACAUUUGGUUGGAGUGGGGAGAUCAGCAGAGAUGUGAUCACGUACUUAGAGCAAAACCUAAGUCUUGAUUAGUCUCCCUCAGUCUAUCAAUUUUAUCAGGCGUGAGGCUUAGAAAGGGUAUAAUCUUUAAGAAUACAAUUACCUUAUUCAAGUUCACCGUUUAAGUGUUAUCCAUUUUCAAAACAAAGAAGAUAUGGAUUCUUACCAUUUAGUAACAACUUUCCUUAGAGAAGGCAGAGCUGAGAAUCCUUUAGCAAAAGAACAUACUUCCUCUAAAACACAGUGAAUUAUUUAUAACGAUAUAAGGCUUUUGGGUACAAAUUGGGGGUGGGAUGGUUAACAACUGAAAAAUACCACUAAAUUUAAAAAAUUCUUGAAAAACAUGUAAAAUUCACAAGGCACAGACAUUCUCUUUCUUCAGGAUUUUCUCCGAAGAAGGGCUAUGAAACUGGGCCUGUUUGUAUACAAGUUCAAAUUUAUGUUUAUAAAGGAUGAAUCUAUGCAGCUGAGGCUUAUUGUAGGAAAUACUCAUUUGUAUGUAAAUAUAUGUAAAUAAAUAGGAGGCUGUAUAUUUUUGCAGUUGUUGAUCCGCACUGAAAUAGGAGUCUCUAGGAUCCACAUAUAAAGAAUAAAUGUUCCAUAGACAUUAGUGGUUUUGUUUGACAAUUAGAAAAAUCUUCAUUCUCUCCCAGGUAACAUAGUUCUCUCAGUAUAAACUUGGAACAUAAAACAUUACUUAAUUGUUUAGAAAAAGAAAUGUCUGAGAAAUAGCUACAUUGGUUUCUUGUACUGAUAUUAAGUUCAAUUAUUUAAAAGGUAGUCUUAUGAGCUAUAAAUAAGGAAUAUUUAGACCCAAAUCAUUGUCAUAUAGAAACAGAUAUACCCAAAAAGGCAAAUUGUUUCUUUAUAAUGCUCUUUUGCUGUUAACAUUGAUACCAUUGCAUGGUAUUUAUGAAAACAGAAGUUGGGGAGAAGAAUGUUUUUUUUUUUCCCAAAUUGAAUUGCUGCAUUUCCCAAACUUUGGGAUCUUUGAGAAGGGAGAAAACCUGAAUGUUAGCACAGAUUUGAAGGAAAGAAAACAGAGAACCGUUAUUUUAUCAAGCUUUGAAAGUCUUGCAUGUUGCCUUUUAUUUUAGUGUUGACGCCAACAUGGACUGUGGUAUGUAAUUUUUUCCCCAAACACUUGAAUCUUAAUCUUCGGUACGUCAUUCACUCUCUAGAAUCCAGUGUACUUUAGGCUUCAUCUGAGUCCAGUACAUGGAGCACACCACUGUUUUAUUAACGUAAAAACCUUAUAAAUGAAUCUCAGAUGGGUGAUUGAAGAGAGGUCACAAGUCACAAACCUUUCCUAUUCAUAGUUAAUCAAAUAGAGCUGGGUUCUUUGCAGGGCGUGGUGUAAAUAAAGAAAUGUAAAAAGUUCUGUUCUAUAACUGCUCUGUUAACAUAGUUUUUAAACAUUAAAAAUGUGAACUGAAAGUA
This is a messenger RNA of Nycticebus coucang (slow loris), 8889 nucleotides long. It is a transcript of the gene SLC38A1, whose product is annotated as solute carrier family 38 member 1. The transcript is spliced from 17 exons. The record is from RefSeq and is a predicted model, not a curated record. Lineage: Eukaryota; Metazoa; Chordata; Mammalia; Primates; Lorisidae. Gene Ontology annotation, biological process: L-glutamine transport; amino acid transmembrane transport. Bases 1661 to 3124 code for a protein of 487 amino acids. Gene Ontology annotation, molecular function: L-glutamine transmembrane transporter activity.